Molecule: messenger RNA, 870 nt
Organism: Acanthosepion pharaonis
Lineage: Eukaryota; Metazoa; Mollusca; Cephalopoda; Sepiida; Sepiidae
Source: the annotation of a GenBank genome assembly
AUGUUUCUUUUUUGUUAUCUAUAUCUACUUACUCUUUAUCUCCCGUUGUCUUUCUCUUUUUUAAACUGCCUCUCUUUUAAUCUUUGUCUCUGUCUACCCCUCUCUCUCAUUCUGCAUCGCUAUCGCUACAUCUCUUUACCUCUCACUUUCUGUUUCUUUUAUUUUGCCUCUCCAUUGUUAUCCCCACUUAUUCUUUCAUUCUAUCACACUCUCCCCUAUCCUACCUCUCUUUCAACCCCCCUCUCUCACAAACACACACUUUCUAUAUAUCUAUCUAAUACGUUUUGCUUUGUUGUCAAUGUCUAUCUGCAUUACCCUCGUUUUGUAUUAUAUCAUGAUAUUCUAAACAUUCCCAUCCUCUCUGCCCCUCUCUCUUUUAUACAGCCUGUCUAUCGUUUCUUCUCAUUCCUCUCACUUUCUGCUUCUCUUAGCCUGCCUAUGCUACCCCUAGAUUUUGCACUCUCUCUCUCUCUCUCUCUCUCUCUCCCCUCUCUUAUCUCACUUCUCUGUCAUAACAUUUCUUCCUCUCACUCUCUGUUUCUUUUCCCUGUCCCUCUAUUGUUAACUCUACUCUAUCCUCUAUCUCUCUUUAGUUUUAUCUUUCUUUUAUCCUACCUCUCUUUCAACUACUCUCUCUCUCUCUCUCUUUCUCUCUCUCUCUCUCUCUCACACACACACACACACCUUCCCUACUCUAUCCGCUCUCUCUUUAGUUCUCUCUUUCAACCUCUCUUUCAACUACUCUCUCUCCCUUUGUAUCUCUCUCUCUCUAUCUCUCUCUCUCUCUCUAUCUAUCUCUCUCUCUUCAUUCGUACGUCCCUUCACGUUCGACAGGAAAAUGGAAAUGUCCAACUUCUUUUUAUCAAUUGA